AUGAAUAAAAGAUGUUGGUUGGUAGCAAUUGAUCCUGACCGCGGCAUAGAAGGUCGUGAAGUCACAAGAGAAUUAUCAGACAUAGCCUAUCCGCAGAGAUUUGAAUCAGAACUCGAUCAACUGUCAAGUUAUUCCGACAACUCUGAAAAUAACGAACGCAACUUCCGCUUCAGAGAAAAUGAAGAGCGAGAAGCAACGAAAAGAAGAACUGGUUCGGGCCUGAAGUACAUUGGGGUUGGUAAGAGAGAAGGUAACAGAGCAGGAAAAAGCAAAGAAAGAAGACAAUCUGGCCUCAAAUAUAUCGGCCUCGGAAAAUAA
Molecule: messenger RNA, 318 nt
Organism: Helobdella robusta
Lineage: Eukaryota; Metazoa; Annelida; Clitellata; Rhynchobdellida; Glossiphoniidae
Exons: 2
Coding region: 1-318 (105 amino acids)
Source: RefSeq, a predicted model, not a curated record